AUGUCCACCUACACCAUCGUCAGCGGCGACUCAUUAUGGAAAAUCUCCCAAGACCACGGCGUCACCCUCGACGCCCUCCGAGCAGCCAACCCGCAGAUCACCAACCCAGAUCUUAUCUAUCCGGGGCAAGAGCUGAACAUCCCGGGGCCUGAUCAGCCUCCUCCGGAAAGUCGCAGCAUCCCGGGAGAUGUCCCAGGCCAAGCUCCUCCUCCUCCUCCUUCUGCUCCUCCUGUUCACCUUGCCGUCUGUCCCCCAGGGCCGCCGGUUGUUCCAAGCGCUGCUGCUGCCGCUGCUGGAGCACCGCCCGCCAUUCCCCCGCGUCCUCCGAUGGCCCGUCCGCCGCCUCCGUGGAUCAAUGCCGGGAGACCGGGGUAUAAGACUGUUGGGUACUUUACUAACUGGGGCGUCUACGGCCGCAAUUACCAACCUCAAGAUAUUCCUGCGGAGUAUAUCACUCACAUUCUCUAUUCCUUCGCCAACAUCCGCCCCACCGGCGAAGUCUUCCUAACCGACACCUACUCCGACCUCGAAAAGCACUACCCAACCGACAGCUGGUCCGAACCCGGUACCAACGCCUACGGAUGCAUCAAGCAACUCUACCUCCUGAAACAACAACACCGCCACCUGAAAACCCUCCUUUCCAUCGGCGGCUGGACCUACAGUCCCAACUUCGCCGCGCCAGCAUCCACCCCGCGCGGCCGCGAAACCUUCGCCCGCAGCGCCGUGCACCUCCUCGCGGACCUGGGCUUCGACGGUAUUGACAUCGACUGGGAGUAUCCAGCCGAUGCAUCGCAAGCGAAGGAUUUUGUGCACCUUUUGCGGGAUGUGAGGCGCGUGCUGGACGAGUACUCUGCCACCCAUCUUGGCGGAAAGAGACUGUUAUUGACGAUCGCGGCGCCGUGCGGGCCGGACAAUAUCCAGAAAUUGCGGAUAGGCGAUAUGGAUCCGUAUCUUGAUUUCUGGAAUCUGAUGUGUUAUGAUUUCAGCGGGAGUUGGGAUAAGUGUUCCGGCCAUAUGGCGAAUGUGUUCCACUCGGGGAGGGGGGAGAUUACGCCGUUUUGUGCAGAUGGGGCGGUGACGAUGUAUUUGAGGGGUGGGGUGAGGGAUGCGAGGAAGCUUAUAUUUGGGUUGCCGUUGUAUGGAAGGGCUUUUGAGGGGACGGAUGGGCCUGGGAGCGGGUUCCAGGGUGUUGGGGAGGGGAGUUGGGAGAAUGGGGUGUGGGAUUAUAAGGAUUUGCCGUUGCAGGGGAGUCAGGAGGUGGUGGAUGGGCGGUUGAUGGCCAGUUGGUGUUUUGAUCCGGCGAAGAGGAAGAUGGUUAGUUAUGAUACGCCGGAGGUGGCCGGGAUGAAGACGGAGUAUAUUGCCGGGAGGAGGUUGGGAGGAGCUAUGUGGUGGGAGUUGAGUGGGGAUCAUCAUGUUUCGCAUGAGAGGAGCUUGGUUAAGGGGACUGCGGAGAGGUUGGGCAGGUUGGGUGGGUUGGAUGGUACGGAGAAUACGUUGUAUUAUCCGCUGAGUCGGUUUGAGAAUUUGAGGAGAGGGUGUGUUUGA
Aspergillus welwitschiae is the source of this 1548-nucleotide messenger RNA. Its product is annotated as glycoside hydrolase superfamily. The transcript is spliced from 4 exons. The record is from RefSeq and is a predicted model, not a curated record. Gene Ontology annotation, cellular component: extracellular region. The coding region runs from base 1 to 1548 and encodes 515 amino acids. Gene Ontology annotation, biological process: chitin catabolic process; carbohydrate metabolic process. Gene Ontology annotation, molecular function: chitin binding; chitinase activity. Lineage: Eukaryota; Fungi; Ascomycota; Eurotiomycetes; Eurotiales; Aspergillaceae.